This is a messenger RNA of Esox lucius (northern pike), 4887 nucleotides long. RefSeq names its product membrane-associated ring finger (C3HC4) 7 (gene marchf7). The record is from RefSeq and is a predicted model, not a curated record. The transcript is spliced from 11 exons. The coding region runs from base 1953 to 4277 and encodes 774 amino acids. Gene Ontology annotation, molecular function: zinc ion binding. Lineage: Eukaryota; Metazoa; Chordata; Actinopteri; Esociformes; Esocidae.
GAGUGUGCGCUGCUUUUGCAUGACGUUAGCGAUAAAACUUUCCUUGAUAUUGCUAGUGAAAUUGUUUUACAUUUCAAAAGGGCAAGGAAUUAAGGGAUCCCUUCGGUAGAAAAUGUAUAACAUUAGCUAAUAUGUUAGCCAGUUUUUGUCCGAGUCGGAGGGAUCAUCAACAACAACAAAAUAAAAAUAGGCCUCUUACCUAACCGUACCUUUCUGGCACUAGGUAGCCAGCUACUAAAUCAGCAAAUGUAGCUACUUCACCGCCGUAUUUGUGUUGUCUCAAAGACUCAUGCAUUGACAAAUUAUUGUAGAUUUGACGGACAUGUCCUCUGUGGAGUCGUUCCUUCCAGAAGUUGCGAGUACAGACUAAUGCUAGCUACUGUCGGUCGAUAAGAUAGCUAGCAAGUGAACUUCCCCUAUUUUUUUGUGGUCAUGAUGGACUCGCUAGUAAGAUGCAGUAAGUUAUGUAGCGUAGUAGCUAGCAAUACUUGUCCUCUUCAUCCAUUUUGAACUUCUAAGUCAUGCCAAAAACUACUUUGUGAGGCUAGCUUCCCUAGCUCGUUAGUUAGUUAAACAAGUGUAGCUUUGAGACCGUGUUUCUUGCUGACAUGUCUGCUUCUAGCUACUGUAACUGACAAGCUGUUUCGAGAUCUGGCCAGCAACAGAAAUGGCUACUCUUUCUUGGAAACUGACUGACAUUUCUGAAUCCUUUUAUAGUUAGCUGAUGGAAACACUAACCAUGUAACAUCCGAGGGCUAACUGGUUAUUCAUACGAUGUUUCACUGUAUUACUCAACUGUUGCGUCAAUAGGUACAGUAUUUCUCUAAUCCGUGAUAAGUAAACGUGCCAGGUCUGAAUCAGGAAGAGGAGUCAAACUAUUUUCUCAAAGCAAAAUGCCCCUUGGUAAAACAAAAAAACUAAUGGCUAGCUAACCUACAUUAAAUAUAAUUGACUUUUCCAGUUUUGCAGCACUUGACUGAAUUCAUGGCUUUUGUACAUGUCUCCCAUGCUGGAGUUUUGUAUUCAGAUCUUUUCAACCUGAGUUAUGUCCGCUCUUAUAAACAAACAUGGGGUCAAUCCGUUUGAACUCAAUCACUUUUUGCCGCCCUGCCCCCCCUCCCCGUUUGUUUAAUAUCAGAGGGGGACUGUGGUGUCCUAGUUAGAUUUUGGACAGCAUUGCUUUGUCUGAUGCCACUCUAACCACCUUGUGGGAGGUUUGGAGCAUGCAAGCUCAAUUGUGGUUCUGGGGAAUAAGCUUUGGCACUUGUACUUCCUGGUUUUGUGAGCAGUGUAGCAAGAUUAGUGGCCCUCUUCCAUUACCCCCCACAGCCUGUGUGUGGGAUGCCUUUAAAAAGCAGUUAAACCUCAAAAUGAAGCUUAAGCAGUUAGUGUUUCAGGGAAGCCCCGUGUGUUUCUGGUCUUUUACAUUGGGCUAUUUUUCUGGUGAGCGAUACAUUAGGAGCGCAACUAUAAAAAUAUUCUUAUUUAAUCAGUGUAGCACCGUACAAUAUACCCCCUAUGCUGUAAGUGUCUCACUUUUAGGAGCCUUCCCUGAACUGUUGAUCAUGGGGUGGGGCCUGACAGAGUAAGCAGACAAACGGGUUUCUUCUCUCUCUGGUUAACCUGUCUCUAUACAGGUGCUGUGAGCCAUAACGACCAGAGGAAUGUGCCUUUUAAUAAAUUAUCCUGUAGUAACCUAACUACAGUAGGUCUGUUGUGGCCCGCACAUUCCUCAGGAAAUGUCGCUGCCCAGACUAACUAGACACUAUUCACCAGCGGCACACUUUUCCCUAGUUUGCCUUUUAGGAUGCCGGUGCAGCUGACAAUGGCCAGGAGCCCGCUAACUGCUUCCACUGCUGUUCAGUUUGAUUGUCCCGAACUCAGGCCCGCAGCGUGUCUGUUGCCUCAGUGUCACUGCCGAGACCACCUCCUGUCCUGACUGCCAAUCAGUGAUGGAUUCGAAGCCUCGUCGGCUGCCCUUCACGGUGAGCAGAACCUCGUCGUCGUAUUCUUCCCCUUCUGCCUACUCGUCUUCCUCGUCCUCCCUGGGUUCCCUGGAGUCCAACACGCUCUAUGGAAGAUCCAGUUUCCUAAACAGUGACCGAUUCACAAGGGCCACCUCCCUCAAACCUGACCUCAACAACCAGGGCUCUCGGUACCUCGGCUCCACCAGGGACUACAGUAGUGCUGACAGCCGUCACGCCAGCUGGAAAUCCCCUCUAACCACCAGCUCUGUCUCCUAUGACCGGUCCUGGGCCGAAUCCUCUCUGAGCAGCCGCUGCAAACUGACUGAUUCGGAGAGAAGACUGGGGACGUACUCGGGACUCAACAGUACAACGGAUGAUGGAGACUCCAAACGGGUCAAACUGUCCUACACCAACCGGGCAACGUAUACUAGAAGCCCCUCGUCUGUGACCGGGUCCUCAUACUCCAGUAGUGUUCUCAGAGACUCUGAUUCGCCUUCGUGGAAAUCAUACCGGCCUCUGUCCAGGUCGUCGUCUUCAUCUUCGUCGUCCUCUUCCUCCUCAGAGCCCCUGUGGUCUCGGCGGGAGCAGGAGAAGAGGAGCGAGGAGAGGGGUCUGUCCAGCUUUUCUAACACCAGCAGCCACAGGAGUUCAGGAAUCACCUCAGCCCUUUACCGACCAGACCGUGUGACCUCCACCUACGCUCAGGGUGCCCGACCCAAAGAGACUCUCUACUCUUCCUCCAUUAGAGAGAGCUGCUCCGUCAGCCGCCAUCUCUCCUCCACCCACCAGCCCUCCUCCUUGGCCCGCGACUCUACCGCAGCCACCUCACGUGCCACCGGCCGCUCCCUGUCCACCUCCACCCCCUCCUCCCUCCGCGCCCCCCAGAAGACCCCGGAGCCGCCCGUAGCUUCCUCCGCGCCUCGGCCCUCCUCUUGGUAUGCAAGCCCCCCAGCUAAACGGGAGCCCCUGGUGUCCGGCCCCCCAGCUCCGCUCCCCGGGCCGACCCCCGAGGGUGUUGAGGUGCCAGACGGACGUCGCUCCACCCGCCGCCUCCUCUCCCGCCUCUUCUCCCGCCGCUCCAGCCAGGACUCCAGCGGUUCUGGCUCUGGCUCCGCCUCCCGCUCCUUCGACUCCGCCGAGGAAGCGCCCGCCGCCGGUGAAGCCCCUGGCCGCGCCCCCCUGGCUGACGGCGAGGAGAGCGCCCGGCCGUCGAGCGUGCCGCCCGUUCCCAGAGGCUCUGACGCGGCCCAGGCGUUUGCCUUCCUGAGGCGUCGCAGACAAGGCCUGUCUCCGGUCCAGGAGGGCCAGAACCAGCGUACCCCGGAGGCCCAGCCCGGCCUGGAUGCCUGGAGAGGAGGGAGCGUCAGCAGCACCGGGGGCAGUACUAGUACAGGUUCCUCCUGGCUCUCCUCUUCCAUCCGGAGCCGCUGCACCCCGCUGUUCUCCCGCCACAGGAGAGAAGGACGGGAUGAGAGCGCCCAGCUGGCCGGUUUCCACGGCACCCAGUUCCCCGUCGCCACCGGAGACGCUCCUGAGGCCGAGGCGGACGAGGAUGAGGAAGAUGAGGAGGAAACCGCAGGGGCGGUAGCCGCUGCAUCGCCGGGGGUGAUCGGGGCCAGUGCCGGCCUCCAGGAGGAGUUGAGGGUCAUGGCGGUGAGGAGUCAGCGCUUGGCCAGUGUCCAUGACAACCUGAUGAUUGCCAUGGACAUGUCCAGAGCGGCAGAGGGCCAGGCCAAGGAGAAGCCGGCUCCAUCCAGAGACCCGGAGAAGCUCCGGAAGAUCCAGGAAAGCCUGCUUUUGGAGGACUCUGAUGAGGAGGAGGGAGACCUGUGUCGUAUUUGCCAAAUGGGGGAGCAGUCUCCCUCCAACCCCCUGAUUGCGCCUUGUCGGUGCACAGGCAGUCUGCAGUACGUUCACUGCGAUUGCAUCAAGAAGUGGCUGCGCUCCAAAAUCAGCUCUGGCACUAACUUGGAAGCCAUCACCACGUGCGAGCUGUGCAAAGAGAAGCUGCACCUGAACAUUGAGAACUUUGACAUCAACGAGCUGUACAGGACACAUGAGAGGUCGGAGUACGAGUUCAUCAGCUGUGGCCUUUAUCUGGUGGUGCUGCUUCACCUUUGUGAGCAGAGGUUCUCCGACGUGUUGGGAGCGGCCAAUGAUGCUGGGUUUUUCAACUUGGCGAGAACCCUUCACGAACACAUGGACAAUCUUGAAAGCUCUUAUGGGGAGUCUGAGGAGGAAGCUGUGGACACAAGGCCAUCCAUUGACUUCUGUGACCUCGACGAGGACCUAGAAGAAGAGUAUAAUUGAUCAAGGGAGAAGAAAAGCAGGGUGAGGCGGUUGGGGUAAAGUGUUACCCUCCCAUAGCUACCCGUUCUGUUGCCCCUCCGUUUCAGGCAUGUAAUUACACAGCGCAGUGGCUUCUGGGAAAAUGUUAGUCAAUGCCAAGUAGAUGGAAGGUAGAAGUAAUGAUGUCAUAGAUAUGCAAACAGACUUUUAUUUACCCUGCAUUUUGGUUUCCAGAUGAGUGCACUUUCUAAUGCUCUUUCAAAAAGAAAAAUCUUUCUGAACUGUUAUACCACGAGUGCUUUAAAUAUUUACUGACCUUAAAAGGCAGAUCUUGUGGUAAGAUGUUGUUACAGAAAGUGAAGGAUUCAUGAACACAACACUGGCUUGUCAGCUUUGUCUUACCUGUGUUCAGGAGCACAAAAUAUUUUUCUUUUAGGAAACUAAGAACUAAAAAAAAGAACUUGGCCAAUUAUUCCCUUGGUGAAAUAAUGCAAAUUUAGAGUGACAUGUUAAUAAUUGACAAAGACCGUUUUUCUGUUUUUCAAUGUCUGUCACUGUCUGUGGUAUGAAAAUGCCCUUUAGCUUGUCCUUGUUUUUACAAUAAUUGUUGCAAUAAAGUUUUGAAUGUACA